UGUUUAAUAAACUGAGCUGUUGCCCCUUAGAAUGGAAUGUUGCCCUAGUCAUGGGGGUAUUUUUAUCUCUCUCUCUCUCUCUCUCUCUCUCUCUCUCUCUCUCUCUCUCUCACACACACACACACACACACACACACACACACACCCUAAAAGGGCUUUUCACACUUUCUCAUUGGCCAUUGGGGUGGUGUGUGUGAAGCUGUCAGAGCUGAUCCGAGCGCACAGCUGAUCCACCCAGACCGAUGCCAUGUCCUCGGGGAAGUAUUCAGGAUGGUACACAAAUGCGUUAUUAGAGGAACCUGCUGUAAUUUGAGCUUCUGAUCAACCAAACUUUCUUCAGUUGAGACUCCACCCUUGUUUUUCCAAUUUGAGGUGUUGAUAUCGUCUUAAUCACACACCAGGAAUUAUACUUCAGACUUCCAAAGUGAGUUCAUGAUAUGGACAAAAUGGAAAAUGUAGCCCAGGAGUCCAGAGCUGAACGGAUAGCUCGCUACAAAGCAGAGAGACGGCGAGAGUUGGCCGAACGUUACGGCAGCCAGGAAGAGGAGCUUCCAUCUAAGUGGUCGAGAAGAGAGAGGGAAGGACGCGCCAUCCGUGACUCCAACUAUUCGGAUAAGUCUGUUUCGGGAGGAAUGAAUGGAGGGAUGGGGAGGAAUGGACAAACGCCACUGGAAGAGAGGCCUGUUCCUGCAAAGAUCUCCAAUGGGUGUGAGGUGAACGCCCGUGGAGAGAACACACACCAAAACAGGGAAAGUUUGUUGGGCUCGUCUGGUACAGUGGCUGGGGAAAACUCUCCAGACUCCCAUGGGCCCUCAACCCCUGAAACUCCCCAGUUACACACUCAUGUAUCAGUAGGCCAGCUGAAGAACGCUCUUCUACAGCAUACCUCGAGCCCAGCUCCGUCUGAUAGAGUCGCCACUGAUGGUGGCGUGGUGGCCUUGACUCUUGACCUCGCAGUUCAACCAGUUGCGGAGGGAAGUCGUCGGCGUACCCGUCGAUACAUGCCAGGGGAUUCUGCAGGGAGCCGCAAAAAUAGUGAACGUUUUCGAACUCAACCCGUUACAGCCUACGAGAUAAAGGACAGCUGCGGAAGAAUGGACAAUGAAAAUCAAGACACCUCACAAAUGGAUGUAAAGACAGAUGACAGAGCCAAGAUGAGUGUAGCUGCCAAGAUGUCUCUGUUUAAAGAGUUGGAGAAGACAGCUUCACCUGAGGCUUCCUCGUUCCUCAAACCUCGCUCCAGUAACAGUUUCCAUGAGCGCAGAGUUCGUCGUAACAACGAUCCUCGGGCACUCACUCAGCCAAUCACCUUUGACGAAACAGCGAUGGCAGCGAGUCCGCAGCGGGGUGAGGCAGGUGAGGCUGAACCUGAGGUGGAGGAUGAUGCUGGCACCAAACUGUCGAUGAGUGAGAAACUGGCUCUCUUCAACAAACUGUCUCAGCCCAUAUUGAGUGCUGUGGGGAGUUCCGCAAGAGACGGCAGCCCUUUAGAGGCCUCUGAGAGACGCAGACAGAAGGGGGCACGUUACCGCACGCAGCCCAUCACUGUGGAUGAGGUCAAUUUGCUUCAGAAAGGGCCUGUUGAGCUUCCUCGUCUUCAUCUGGCACCUCACCUCUCUGACCGACAGCAGGCUGAGUCCAUCAAUCUGAAGCCCAGUGAAGUGCAUCUCUCUGGGCUGAGCUCUUCUCAGGAGUGGGGUUCCUCUUCUGAACUCUCCUCAUCAUCCCAUCUGAAGCCUGCAUCAGACAGCAACUCCCAGAAUGCAGUGCAGAUUAAAGGCAUCUUGAAAAAGAGCUCUUCAGAGGGAGUGGUGUGGAGGAGUGAAAGCAAAGACAGGGAUAACCUGAACGGACACGGCCUGGAGCAGAAUGGGAGGGAGAGGAGAGAGAGGAGAUAAGAGAGACAUAUGACACCUGUGGAUCAAUCUCCAGCUCCUCUCUCCAGCGCUCCCUGGAGGCAGAGGGCAAGGAAGGAAGCCUCUGCAUCCUCUGGCAGAACACGGAGAUCUGCUCCAAAGCCUGAGGAACGUCCGUCUCUAUCAGAGGACCACCAGAUCACAGAACAGAGCAGAGAAUCAGCCAUCAGCGACAGGCUGACAGACUCAAAAGGAACUGAGAAAGAAGAGGAGAAGCAGAGUGCUAAGGAAAAGUGCAAUAUCAGUCUAAGCAGUGCGCCACAGGAUGAGAGCGUCACUACAGCUGAGUCUAAUCCCCAAACUCAAUGCUGGGAGCCUGUGUUUUCCUCUGUAUAUUCUCGUUCAAGUUCCACACCUCAAUAUGUGAUGUUUUUCAACGAGAGGAGUCUUUCUUAUGAAGCUCAGGAGGUUUCCACAACCACUCAAACUCAACCACAGGUGACGGGGAGAGUCAAGGCAAGCUGUGAGGAGGAAGACUCUCCCAAACUCAUCUUUACAGAAACACAAACCGUUUGUGCCAGUGAAGUCCAAGAGAGUGAGAUGUUUGGUGCUGAGAUGACCUCUGAACCCUCUUCAUUACCAGCGUGUCCGACCACCGGAGGAGACACAGAGCCGGACCUGAGCACUCUCUGUCAGACCAACACACCAAUUUUGAGCUCAGCUGUAGCCGAGCACAGACGCUCAGUUCGGCCGUCCCGCAGGACCCAGGGUUCAAGGAACCCAUUACGUGCUCUUGCUGCUCGAGAAGAUAUCCAGCAGGAUUUCAUGCAGUCUGAAGAAAACAGUGAAAUGGAGAAUAAUACAGCUAUGAAAAAUUCUAACUGCACCCCGGCUGAUGUCUCUUCCUCUGGAAAAGGGAGCAGACCCACAGUGCCAUACAACAAACUUAUGCUCAUCCAGAUUAAAGGGUGGAGGCAGGUGCAGGUGCGGUUGGUGGAGCCGGUAUCACGCUCUCUUAACAGUGGCGACUGCUUUCUGCUGGUCACACCUUCACACUGCUUCCUCUGGACUGGCAAACUCUCCAACACCAUUGAGAGAGAAAAGGCGUCUGAAAUGGCUUCGGUGAUUGUGACCCAGAGGGAUCUGGGUUGUCAGGCAACAGGUGUUGUUCACCUGGAUGAAGGUGUAAAUACUGACAGCCUGCAGGCAGCAGAGUUCUGGAACCUUCUCGGGGGACAGACCCAGUAUAAAGGUCCAGACAGUGCAGAUGAUGAUGAGCACUAUGAGAGAGCCAUAUCAGAGUCAAACUGUAUUUAUAGACUGCAGGGGGACAGACUCAGUCCUCAUGAGCAGGGCUGGGCGGUCGUACCGGAGCUCAGUCUUCUGAACUCCUCUCAGACUCUGCUGUUUGACUUCGGCAGCGAGCUCUAUUUGUGGCACGGGAAAGAUGUCGGCCCCAGCGAGAGGAAACUGGCCCUUCAGCUGGCUCAGCAGGUUUGGGACGGAGCGUAUGACUACAGCAACUGCAGGAUCAACCCUCUGGAUCCCUCUGGUGGCAGUGCCUAUAUUCACAAGCAGGGUAUUGGACGGCCAGACUGGGCGCUUUUUGGCCGUGUGUUUGACCAAAACGAGACGAUACUGUUCAAAGAGAAGUUUGCUAACUCAUGUGAAAAGACAAAUGUGAACAAAAAUAACAUUGCUCCAUCCACACAAGAGGAGGUGAAGACCCCCUCACUCAAGUCAUCUCCCCAGCCAGUGUCGGCUGAGCAGUGGUCAUGUGAUGCCAGAGCUCUCUUCGGUGGAGUCUGUCUCUCAGGGGUGUCUCAGAUUGUUCUGGAUGGUGUGGAUGUACGAAGAGGACGGGACACGGUCACUCUGAGUGAUGGCCGGCAGGCGGAGUUGUGUGCUCUUGCAUUGAAAGCGUGGCUUAUUUCAGAGGGUGAGGAGUGUGAAGUUUCCCCAGAGAGCUUGGGACAGUUCAAUGAGGCCAGCACAUAUGCUGUACGCUGGACGUACAGCCUCACAGCCUUAGGGGAUCAAAUGGCAAUAGGUCAGGAGCGAUCUGCUCUUUUCAUUUGGAAGGGGCGGCACUCCAAUAUCAGUGGGCGGGACCUGUCACCAGCACUGACCAAUCAGUGUAGUUCUCAGGUGUUCGUAGUAGAAGGGGAGGAGCCACCCUGUUUUCUGCAGUUGUUCCAGGGAGGAAUGGUCAUUUAUAGACAACAACAAAGCAGAGACACAGGAGGCUGGCGUCUGUUCUGUCUGAGGGGUGACGUCCCGGUGGAGGGAAGUCUGCUGGAGGUACAGUGCUCCUGCUCCAGUCUGAGGUCUCGUGGCUCACUGAUCUUGUUGAACAGCCAGCAGGGGGCGAUCUACCUGUGGCAUGGCUGCAAAGUCCACAGCAAAGCUCGUCAGGUGGCCAAGCAGACUGUCCAACGCCUCACACAAAUGUGCCCACCUGAGCUGAGUCUGAGAAAUGGCAGCUUUAUGAAUGUCCAGGAAGUGGAGGAGGGGAAAGAGCCAGCAGAUUUCUGGAAUGCUAUUGGACCACAGGACAGGAAGUCAUAUGACUGCAUGCUACAAGAUCCUGGUAAAUUUAAUUUUACCCCCCGCCUUUAUCACCUGAGUGCCCAAUCAGGAACUUUCAAAGGGGUGGAGAUUAUUAGCCCCUCCCAUGUGAACAGUGUCAUUACAGCAAUGCCCUUCCUCCAGGAGAAGUUAUAUGCCAUGCCACAUCCAGCACUGUUCCUGCUGGAUAACUAUCUGGAGGUGUAUUUAUGGCAAAGUUGUGAAUCUUCAGUCUCACAGCGCCCCCACUGGGACAAAGAGAAGAAGUGCGCCAUGGAGACUGCUUUACAAUACUGCAAAGAGAGGAAUCCCAUACGGCCUCCCAUGGCGUACCUUAUUGAUGAAGGGGCAGAGCCUCUCACCUUUACUAAUAUAUUCCCUUCAUGGGAGAUGAGACUGACACAGGAAGUACAGGACUGCACGGUGCAUAAAAAGCUGACUUUGGUGCAGGAUGCUCUAGCUGCCCUUAAUAAGACCCAGUUCCCCCUUAAGGAUCUGCUGAAGAGACCUUUACCUGAAGGAGUGGAUCCUUUACACCUGGAGAACUACCUGUCUCAACAUGAUUUCAAGGUUGCUUUGGGAAUGACAUGGAAUGACUUCAACUGUCUAUCAGAUUUACAGAAAAUGGACCUGAAGAAAAGUAAAGGACUUUACUGAGUGUCAGCAGCACUGUGACCUACACUCAGAAGCAACAUUUUAAAAGAUGUGU
Onychostoma macrolepis is the source of this 5133-nucleotide messenger RNA. It is a transcript of the gene svilc, whose product is annotated as supervillin c. The record is from RefSeq and is a predicted model, not a curated record. Gene Ontology annotation, biological process: cytoskeleton organization; actin polymerization or depolymerization; actin filament severing. NCBI's taxonomy places the organism in Eukaryota, Metazoa, Chordata, Actinopteri, Cypriniformes, Cyprinidae. Gene Ontology annotation, cellular component: actin cytoskeleton; cytoplasm. Gene Ontology annotation, molecular function: actin filament binding; phosphatidylinositol-4,5-bisphosphate binding.